CAAGUGCCUAUGCGCGUCUCCAUAAGCAGGGCGGCUGAGUACAGGGAUAUUGAGCGCCGCGAGCCUUGUCGAGGUCACUUACUCCCGCACAUACUCGUCGGGUGAGCGGUUGCGCCCGUCGCUCUUUCCUCUCCUUGCGCGCAUCGCUGCUAUUGUCUGGGGCGCUCCCUCUCCUUUUCGUGUCCCUGUUAUUGUACUUUGACGGUGAAUGCGUUGUCGCUGCGUUCCUGGCUACAAGAACGUCAGUCAGCCCUACCAACCACCCCUUUAAUCACGAAACCCUACGACUCCUCACGAUCUCCACGACCCACGGCCGCUGGCGCAUACACCCUCGACCUCAUUUCACCACCGCGUCACGCGAUCAUGGCGCCUUCAACGAAACUCACGCUGGACAAGCUUGCCACCUUCGACGACAUCAUCACCGACGCGCUUGUCGACAAGCUGUACUUCUGGGCUAAGAUUCGCAAGAACAGAGGCGGCCGAUUCACGGGAUCAAGAGGGCUACACGAGGAAGACGUUGCCGACAUCAUCCGGCAACACGUUGUCUGGGAGAAAGACCCAGCCGAGGCAGUGCACAAGUUGUUGCAGUUGCCAGGACUGCGCAGGUUCGUGAACAGUCUGAAGGACGAGCGGGACCAGGACCAAUUCAGGCGACAUCUCCGGAGAUACGUCAACAUCUACAUGUCAGAUUGCCAAUUUGAGGUCACUACCACCAACCGCUAUAUGAUUACCGAACACGAGGCUUCAAUCACCGCGCGAAGAGACAUCAACCCCCGCGAGGAAAUCAAGUACUUGACCGGAGUGCAAGUGGCAAUGACAGAGGAGCAAGAGAAGGUGUUGGAGCUGGCGCGCAAAGACUUCAGUUUGGUGAUCUCCAGUAGGAAGAAAACGCGCUCGUUGUUCCUAGGCCCCGCGCGCUUCGCCAACCACGAUUGCGACGCCAACGCAAAGCUCACAACCAAGGGCUACGAUGGCAUGCAGAUUGUCGCAGUGAAGCCCAUUCUUGAAGGAGAGGAGAUUACAGUCUCUUAUGGCGAGGAUUAUUUUGGUGACGAUAACGAAGAGUGCUUGUGUAAUACUUGCGAAAGUCUCCAGCAAAACGGCUGGGCGCCCAUGAAGCGUGUUGAACUCAACGACGGCGAGAACGAAGAUGAGAUGCAGGUCACAGACGAAGUACAUACAGACGACACCGCCUCCGAAACUAUCUCUUCUUCCGCCAAGAGGCCACGAGUUGACUCUACAGAAGAGGAUCCUUCGCGCGACUCGACACCAGCCCCGAAACGUGCAAGAUUCGAGCAAAAGAGUUCACCAAACAAGCAGCACACAUCCAAUCUCCUUCGGAAAACGACGCUCAAGAAGGCACAUAGCACAUCGUCGUUGCGCCAGGAACUCCCAGUGUCGAGUGUCGAAGACCCGGCGACCAGCUUGGAGGAAUCGCCAGAAAAAUCGCACGAGAAUCGCAACCAGCAGCAUGAGGGCCUUCUGACAGUAAACACGGAUUUGAUCAGCUCGUCACGGGAACCGUCCCCACAGUCAUCUAUAGCGGCGGCCUCACCCAAGUCGACUCAUUCGUCUACAGAUGCUACAUCGAUAGACGAAGAUCAUGCACACGAAGUUAGCGAUCACAAGGAGAAGGUCGAUCCUCAGACGAUACAAGAUCGCCCAGCGCUUGGGGUGGCCAUAGUGAAGGAGGAAACUACUACGACAACGGUAAACGCCCCGUGGCCCUCCCCGCCUGCAGACGAAGACGCAUACAUGUCCGAUCUCAGCGAACUUUCUGAGAGCUUCGAAUUUGACAACGUGAACCAGCAGAUUGUCAAGCGCAAGCCUCGACCUACCCUACGCACGACACGUUCCAAAUCGCGCUUCGACGUUCAGAACCGCGUCGGGACGCCGAUCACGAUCGAAGAGGGGGACGAAGCCGAUUAUGUCGAGAAUACACGAAAGCCAGGUGACUACAUGACAUCAAACGCUCUUCUCUCAGCCAAAUACUCCAAGUGGGUUAAUUGCCAAACAUGCGACACAGAUUUCGUUCAGCAGGACGGCUACAACACGCGUAAAGAGUGCCCACGAUGCGAACGCCACUCGAAGCUCUAUGGCUUUCCCUGGCCCAAGACUGAAAGAGAAGGCAAGCACGACAAAGAGGAGCGCAUUCGCGACCACCGCACUGUUCAUCGCUUCGUCGACCCGGAUCAAGAGCGCCAACUGAAGCGCGAUAAGACUAAGAAGGUCAUCCGAGAGCAUAUCCGCGAACGCUUUUCAACACCGAGGAGUGCGAGGGAUACCAUGAGCUCAAGUAUAGAGGUUGAUAGUGGGAGAAAGAGGAGGCGUGUGAGGAAGACAAUGUAAACUCGUUGAUCUUCCAGGCAGCAUACAUUUGGUCAUAAGACAAGAGAGUAGAUAAAGAGGAAUCUUGUACACUACAAGGCUUCGACAUGCGUUCAGGCAUAGGCCUUGUGCACACACGAUUGCGCUGAAGAGAGGGGUAUAGCGACUGCUUCAGAAGAGGAGUAUGCGUGCAUUGUCUUCAUUGUUUUGGUCUUUACUUUUGCAUCAGGCGUGUACCAUCUUCGCGUUAUAUACUUCUUUAUCAUCUCUACUGCAUUCCGGGGGCAUACACUUGCAUACAAGCAGCGGC
Molecule: messenger RNA, 2638 nt
Organism: Alternaria alternata
Lineage: Eukaryota; Fungi; Ascomycota; Dothideomycetes; Pleosporales; Pleosporaceae
Product: histone-lysine N-methyltransferase SET9
Exons: 1
Coding region: 364-2349 (661 amino acids)
Cellular component (GO): nucleus
Molecular function (GO): histone H4K20 methyltransferase activity; protein binding
Source: RefSeq, a predicted model, not a curated record